This is a messenger RNA of Loa loa (African eye worm), 342 nucleotides long. RefSeq lists its product as hypothetical. The annotation marks the transcript as partial. Lineage: Eukaryota; Metazoa; Nematoda; Chromadorea; Rhabditida; Onchocercidae. The transcript has a single exon. The record is from RefSeq and is a predicted model, not a curated record.
CGAGCGGUAUUACCUAAAUCCUUUUUAUCCUACGGUCCAAAACACCAUGUUUACAAUGAUGGACAAAUCCCCACCGUACUUUGUAAAUCUUCCUUCUUCAUCAUGUCAUUGUCUAAACUGCCAUGUUUACUUGAUGAACAAAGUGCCCAUUGUAACAACACUCAUCCAAAAAACAAUCUAUUCACACGUAUUGCAACACGUCACAAUACAAAUCCAUGGAGCCAUCUACGUCAAAAGCUAUUCAACACCAACACAUAUACAUUAAAAUGCUGCACAUACAACGCCAUACAAUUAUGGAAGCAAAAGAUUGGAAUGCAUGCCACUCUGGAAUGGAAUCAUUAA